CAAAAUUUCUCUCUCUAGUUCCAUGAUGCCGUUCAUAAAUAGAGAUGGGACGGAGAAGAAUUAUUCAAACAAUCAGUAAUUUAAAUUGGCUACAAAAUAUCUCAUUCUUCGGCAGUUUGCUCUGAAAUUUGAUCUAGGGAUAUGUCGACGUCGGAAAUUAAAUCGGACGGAACUGCAUUGUAUAUUUCGACGACCGACGACAAUACCGCGUCGUCACAGCCCCUUAAUACUCCGAAACUUCCAGGUCGACUCCGGCGCCGACUUCUGGAGUGUAAAAGCUCUCCUGUUUCUGCUCAAGAUAUCGAUGCCAAGCUCCGUGAUGCUGAUCUACGCCGGCAACAAUUCUAUGCAUCAUUAUCAAGCAAAGCAAGAACAAAGACAACAUCUUGUGCAUGUUCAUCUUCGCAGGAGAAAGUCAUAGGUGGUCGACUUGAAACCAAGCUUAAUGCAGCUGAGCAGAAGAGGUUGAGCAUCCUAAAAGAUAUUCAGGAUCGCUUGGCUAGAAUGGACGAGCUGCGGCAAGCUGCUAAAAAUGGAGUAGAAAUGGGUUUCAUGAGAAAGUGCAACGAGCUUGGGGUGAAAGUGAAAUCACGUGUGCAUCAGGCAGAGGUAAACCGAAUGGCGCAUCUAAAAGUUUGUAGACAACGUGGGGCUGCAAUGAGAGAAAGGGCUGUACAGUCCGUAAUGAGAAAGCUGAAUCAGGAGAGCAAGUAUAAGGAGUGUGUUCGAGCAGCUAUUCACCAGAAGCGUGCUGCUGCUGAGAAGAAACGAUUAGGAUUAUUGGAAGCAGAGAAAUCUAGGGCACGUGCUAGGUACUUGAAGGUCCUUCGAGCAGCUAACUCUGUCUGCUGUCAACGGGAGACAGUGAGAAACAAAUUAAAGGAGCAGUUGGAAGAGCGGCUGCAGAGGGCCAAGAGACAUAGGACAGAGUACUUAAGGAUGAGGGCAAGUGUGCGCUUUCCAAGUCGGGGCUCAUCAGAAAUGAUUAAGCACGGGGAGUGUCUGUCAAGUAAGCUAGCAAGGUGCUGGAAGCGGUUUGUGAAGCUGAAAGGAACUACACAUGACUUGUCAAAAUCAUAUGCAUCUUUGGAAAUCAAUCGAAAAUCUGUCGAUUUAAUGCCAUUCGAGAGGCUUGCUAAGCUGAUUGAGUCUGGCUCUACCAUUCAAACUGCAAAAACUUUACUUGACCGACUUGAAAGUCGCAUUGCUAUUAGACAGGAAACUGUUAGUGCCAAUAAUAAUUUCCAUUUGGAGAACAUUGAACAUCUGCUCAAACGAGUUGCAUCGCUCAGCAAAAGUGUUGGCACGCCUAAUGCUUCUGGAAGCACAGGGGUUAAAAAAAUAGGAAGUGCUGUACCUAAUGGUUCUACUAGGUUUCAUAGGUAUCCAGUGCGAAUUGUUCUUUGUGCUUACUUGAUUUUAGGACAUCCAGACACUAUUUUCAGUGGGAAGGGGGAGAAUGACACUGCCCUUGCUGAGGCUACAGAAACCUUUAUUAAAGAGUUUGAAUUAUUGGUUAAAAUUAUUUUGGAAGGGCCUAUUCAGUCUACAUUAAAGGAAUCUGGCUUGACAACUGCUGGUCAGCUGAAAUUUAGUUCCCAGCUGGAAACAUUUGAUAAAGCAUGGUGUUCUUACCUGUAUUGCUUUGUCAUGUGGAAGGUUAAGGACAUAAAAUCUUUAGAGGAGGAUUUAGUGCGAGCUGCCUGUGAUCUUGAGGCCUUGAGGAUACAGACUUGCGAGCAGAUUCCAGGUAGAGAUAGUGGUGAUCACAAACUCAUGAAAGUAUUUGUUGAUCAGGUGAGCGAGAACCUGAAGCUUCUGCAGUUGAAAGUACAGCAAUUGAGUGGUAAUGUUGGGCUUGAACGUAUGGAAAGUGCUCUUUCUGAUACACGGACGAGGUUUAUUGAUGUCAUGGUGCUGGGGAGUUCACUGGCAUCCUCAUCCGAUCAUGUUUUUUUUAGCGCUGCUGGCUCAUCACACGACUCUUCAAGUUGUGAUUCUAGAGAUGAUAAUGUGGUGGAAGGUCAUAAGAGGGUGGGAUACAUUGUUCCCUCUUUGUCCAAGGGGGAUGAUUCCUCCUUAUAUGGCGAAGUUGGUUCUGCUACUCAUGGUGUUUUAGAUGAUCAUCAGAACACCAGUUCAAGGCUGGUAAAGGAUAAUGAAAUGCUUGUCAAUGACAUUGUCCAUGGGAUUGAUAGUGGUUUAGCAGAUGGCUUGAACGUCACUAAUGACAACUUAGGGAGUAUCAAGACAAAGGUGAGAGACACCAUGGAGAAGGCUUUCUGGGAUGGUGUCAUGGAAUCUUUGAAGCAGGACAACCCGGAUUAUAGUUGGGUUCUUAAGCUUGUACAAGAAGUCCGGGAUGAACUAAUUGAAAUUGCUCCUUCAAUUUGGAGACAAGAUAUAGAUCAAAGCAUUGACAUGGAUAUUCUCUCACAGGUGUUGAAAUCUAGAACAUUAGACACGGGAUAUCUGGGAAGGAUCUUGGAAUUUGCGUUGGUCACGUUGCAGAAACUUUCUACACCUGCUAAAGAGGAUGAAAUGAAAUCUACUCAUUACAAGCUACUGAAAGAACUUAAUGAAAUUUCUCAAGCUGGAGAUAUAUCUACUGCUUCAUUCGCUAAUUUGGUCAUUAGGGGCUUGCGUCAUGUUCUCCAGGAGAUUCAGGAACUCAAGCAUGACAUAAGUAAAGCACGCAUCAUGAUGUUGCAACCACUCAUCAAAGGGCCUGCUGGUUACGAAUACCUUAGAAAUGCUUUUGCCAAUCGUUAUGGAUCUCCUAUUGAUGGCCCUCGCUCUUUGCCCUUAGUAAAGCAAUGGCUUUCUGCUGUGAUGGCUGAUUCAGAGCAGAUCUGGGAUGAACUCUUGGAUUCUCUAUCAGCUCUAGGAUUAAGUAAUGUAAGAUAUAGUCAAGAACCUUCUCCUACAAUGCUCAGGACCGGAGGUAACAUUUUAAGGACAUCGACAUUGGAUGUUCAACCCAACACUGUUGCAGAGGCUGAACAACCAGAGUGCAGUGGAGAAAAGCUUGAUCUCUUGUUGAGGCUUGGUUUAUUAAAGCUUGUGAGUGAUGUUGAGGGGUUGACAGUGGAAAUGCUCCCUGAGCCGCUUAAACUAAAUCUCUUCAGAUUGAGGGCUAUUCAGUCUCAACUUCAAAAAAUAAUAGUCAUCUGUACUAGCAUAUUAGUUUUGCGUCAAACCCUUGUGAGCGAACACCUGGUAAUUAGCCUCAAGGACAUGGAGAAUGUGAUAUACAACUCUAGAAAGCGGCUGUCUGAACUCUUGGAUCACUCCGAGGAUGUCGGAUUAUCGAAAAUUGUUGAAACGAUUAGCUGGUCUCCAGAAUGUGAAGACCCAGAAAAGACCCAAGCAAGGAAGGAGGUUAUGGAGAAUACGUUGGGAAGGAGCUUAAGAGCUGGUGAUGACGUUUUCACACGAGUUUCUCGAAGUGUCCACUUGGCGGCAAGAGGAGUUGUGCUUGGUGGGACCGGAGCUAAGGGUCGGCAGCUAGCGGAGAUGGCACUUAAACGUGUUGGGGCUGCUCUUCUCGUAGAUAAGGUGGUGGAUGCUACGCGUGGACUGGUUGUGAUGGCAAAUGUCUCGGCCAGGGUUCAUGGAGAUUGGUAUGAACAAGUGCUCAUGAAUAUAUGAUUACUUUCUCCUUUUCCGUCGUUUCUUAUUAAUCGUAAAAUUGUCGGGAUUUAUAUAUCGUCGGAACUAGAUGCAUUAAGAGUUAUUGCUGUGUGUGAUUAAUUGUGAUUGUGCAAGGGGAACCACUUGGCCUCACUGAAGCUGUUGUACAAGUAAAAUUUGAGUGUGUGUCUCGUCUAACGUACUAAUGUCAGGAAGAAAUUUCAUGAUAAAGUUGUUCCUUGUUUUGAAACAC
Molecule: messenger RNA, 3886 nt
Organism: Olea europaea var. sylvestris
Lineage: Eukaryota; Viridiplantae; Streptophyta; Magnoliopsida; Lamiales; Oleaceae
Exons: 11
Coding region: 142-3651 (1169 amino acids)
Biological process (GO): signal transduction
Source: RefSeq, a predicted model, not a curated record